UGUGUGGAUUCCCAUCACAACCAAGAUGGCGGCGGAGCGGACAGCCGGCUCUGCACAGUGACUGACAGACAGAAGAAAAGAGGCUUCGUCUCGGUUGGACAGCGAACGGAUCGACUCCGAGAGAGAGGAAACAAAUAAUUCAAAAUAAAAAAAAACAAACAAACAACCCAACUCAGGUCAACCUUUUUUUUUUUUUUUUUUUUUAUGUUUAUGUUUUUGUUUUUCUCUCCCCGGUUUACCGACAACGAGGCUGCAAUGAACCGGUAGACGACACCGGUCGAAGUGUGUGUGUGUGUGUGUGUGCGUGUGUGUGCGUGUGUGCGUGCGUGUGCGUGAGGACUCAUCUAACGUCCACAAGCAAGAGGGCAGUUGGCGGGGAUGGGAGAUGAUGGAGGACAAAGGCCCUCGUGUAGCCGACUACUUUGUGGUGGCCGGUCUGACGGACCCGUCCAAGCCGUUGGACCAGGAGAUCCACUUUGAUGAUGUCUGCCACAAGACGGCCAAGCCCAAGGCGCCCAUCACGGAUGUGGCGGUGGUGAUCCGCUCGAUGGGCGAGGAGGUGCCGCCAGGGUUCACAUGCAUAGAGGAAACACCAAGCGGUCAUUCAGCUGAUCUUAACAAUGGCGGCCUCAUGGCGCCCCAGAUCUUCCUGUGCUACAGGCGGGGCCGUGACAAGCCGCCUCUCACUGACCUUGGCGUGCUGUAUGAGUGGAAGGAGAGACUGAAACAGGGCUGCCACCUCAUCCAGACCACGCCCUCCGGCCGCCCAGCCAACAUCAGCGGCAAUUCCUCCCAGCGCAUCUACGCCACGUACCGCCGGGCGCCCGAGAGCCAGCCGCACACCGCCCUGGCUGUCACCGACAUCUGCAUCAUCAUCCCGAGCAAAGGAGAGGCACCCCCGCACACCUUCUGCAAGGUGGAGAAGAAUCUCAACAGCAGCAUGUGGGGCUCCUCUGUCUACCUGUGUUAUAAGAAGUCUGUGGCCAAAACCAACACAAUAGCCUACAAAGCAGGUCUAUUCAGCAGAUAUCCAGAGGAGGACUAUGAGUCAUUCCCUCUGCCAGAGUCUGUCCCGCUCUUCUGCCUUCCCAUGGGGGCCACAAUCGAGUGCUGGCCAGCUAACACCAAAUACUCCCUCCCUGUUUUUUCCACCUUUGUCCUCACCGGAGCCUCUGGGGAGAAGGUGUACGGUGCUGCCAUUCAGUUCUACGAGACCUACCCGCCGGAGUGUCUGACUGAUCAGCAGCGUUCCCAGCUGGGUCUCCUGAACCCGGAUCCACUCAAACCCUCCUCCUCCUCCUCCUCCUCCUCCUCCUCCUCCUCCAACACUACGCCGACGGCCACCAACAGCCCCACUAACAGCACCGCAACCCCACGCUUGGUCUACACCAACAAGUGUAUCUGUCUGCUUUCCCACUGGCCCUUCUUUGACGCUUUCCGCAAGUUCCUCACAUUCCUCUAUCGCUACUCCAUCUCCGGCCCUCACGCCCUGCCCAUCGAGAAGCACAUCUCUCAUUUUAUGCACAAAGUUCCCUUCCCUUCCUCUCAGAGGCCUCGCAUCCUGGUGCAGCUUUCCCCUCACGACAGUUUGAUGCUGAGCCAGCCAGUGUCUUCUCCUUUGCCACUCAGUGGUGGUCGAUUUUCCACGCUGCUCCAGAACCUCGGACCAGAGAACGCCGUCACCUUGCUUGUGUUUGCUGUCACUGAACAUAAGAUCCUGGUCCACUCGUUACGACCCGCCGUACUCACCAGCGUCACUGAAGCUCUGGUGUCUAUGAUUUUCCCGUUCCACUGGCCCUGCCCGUAUAUUCCUCUGUGCCCCCUGGCGUUGGCUGACGUGUUGAGCGCCCCCUGUCCAUUCAUUGUAGGAGUGGACUCCCGCUACUUUGAUCUUUAUGACCCCCCACCAGAUGUGAGCUGCGUGGACCUGGACACAAACACCAUCUUCCACAAUGAAGAUAAGCGAGCCCUCACAUGGAAGAUCCUGCCAAAGAAAGCCUGUAAAAACCUAAUGAAUGUGCUGAGUAAUCUCUACCAGCAGCUGGUUGACGGUCAGUUCCGGCCUGAUGGGCUGCUGGAGCUAAGCAUGAGUGAUUCGUCGGAGCUGAGCUGUGGGAAGAGCCUCCACAUGCUGGAGCUGGAGAUCCAGGAAGCCUUCCUGCGCUUCAUGGCAGCUAUUUUGAAAGGCUACCGUUCGUUCCUGCGACCCAUCACCCAGGCACCCUCUGAGAAAGCCACAGACGCCAGCUCACUUUUUGACUUGCAAGGGUUCUUGAAGAGCCGCGACCGCUCACACCAGAAGUUCUACUCACUAAUGACCAAAACCCAGAUGUUCAUCCGCUUCAUCGAGGAAUGCUCCUUUGUCAGCGAUAAAGACGCCAGUCUGGCCUUCUUUGACGACUGCGUGGACAAACUCUACAAUUCAGAGCGGGGUGCAGACAAAGGAGGCAAGGUGGACAGUGACAGGCCGGAGGAGACCAGGCUGAUAGAGAUUGAUGAAUCCCAGCGGAGUGAGCACACAGUCUUUAUCACACCUCCAGAGCUGCCUCCUCUGCCUGAGGGGGAGGAACAUCCACUGUGCUACAGGUACGACGGUUUCCCAGUGUUAAGUCUUGACCUGUUCGACCCUGUGGAGGGCCUGCGGACCCCCUCCUCCCGCCUCGCUGCCAGGCACAGCUGUCCCACCAGCCCUGCCCCCAUGUUUAGACGCACCAAGCAGGAGAUCAAAUCAGCCCAGAAGAUAGCCAAGAAGUACUCGUCCAUCCCCCAGCUGUGGUCCAAGUGCCUGCUCCGUCACUGCUACGGCCUGUGGUUCAUCUGUCUGCCAGCAUACGUGAAGGUGUGCCACUCCAAGGUGCGGGCACUUCGCACCGCCUACGACGUCCUCAGGAAGAUGCAGGCAAAGAAACUGCAGCCCCCCGACGAGGUCUGCUACCGGGUGCUGAUGCAGCUGUGUGGACAGUAUGGCCAACCUGUCCUGGCAGUCAGGGUCCUUUUUGAGAUGAAGAAGGCCGGAGUCCACCCCAAUGCCAUCACUUACGGCUACUACAACAAGGCGGUGUUGGAGAGCACGUGGCCCUCCAGCACCAGAGGAGGAUACUUCCUGUGGAUGAAGCUGAGAAAUGUCGUUCUGGGCGUGGCGCAGUUCAAACGGGCGCUACGACGCCACGCUCCCCUCACCCAGAGCCCUCUGUCAGAUGGCAGCGACCUGGACGCUGUGAGUCACGGCAGCCUGGAUAGCUCUGCAGACACUAACCUGGCCGAGCAGGGCCCCUACGCCACUGACUCCGUCAAAGUAGACCCCACUGAUGAUAGAUCUAGCACAGCCGGCCGUGGGGGCGGCAGCGUGGGCGCCAGGGCCCUGGUGGCCAACUCACACUGGGGGGGCUGUGAGCUCAGAGAAGCCACCCUCCACCCAGGAGAUCAGUCAGACUUGGGUUAUAACUCACUGUCCAAAGAGGAGGUUCGGAGAGGAGACCCCAGUGCCCAGGAAGCCGUCCCCGACAAAGAUGACAAGAAGGAGAGCGACUGCAGCUCCUUGUCAGAGACUGAGAGUGCUAAGGGAAGUAAAGACUGCCUCCCUCAGCUGGACAUGGAGGUCCAUUCCUCCUUCAAAUCCCGUGGCAUUGUUCGCAGCAGUUGUCCGUAUGAUGAUUCAUCCUGUAAACCCAAGAGCUCCGCCAGCGCAGGUCAUGUUGCAGGUCUCCUCUUCACUUCCUCUCUGGAUGAGAUCGGCGAGGUCCACACCAACAGUUUGCUCAGGAGACAUAAGAGCGCUCUGGAGGAGGUGGUGGGCAGCGCCAGCAGCGGCUCGGCCCUCGACUGGCAGGGCGUGAGGAGCCGCCGGCUGAGCGGCGACACGGUGGGCAGCAGCGGCAGCGGCACCACUGUCCUUGGCCUGGGUAUGAGCCAGGGUGAAACGGACCCAGAUAAGAUCGCAGGACAGCUGGGCGCAGAUGUCAAAAUUCUCUCCGGGGCCAACUUCAGUAAGAAUAAAAGGCCUCGCUCACUGGCUCUGGGAGGUCUAGAGGGGACGGCUGCUAAGGCAGGGGCUGCCAGAAGUCACGAUCACAUGGAGGAGGAAGAGGAGACGGAGGGACAGGACUCCAGUGAUGAGGACCGAAGUAAUACAGAAGCUAUUUUUGAUUUGGAGGAUCUGGAUUUAGACAAGCCUGCCACGAGGGCUGGCAUCGGCUCUCAUAAAACCAACAAAUCUCAUAAGAAACUUGUUGAACGCAGCGCCAGCUAUGGUGGCAUGAGCACUGAGGCGUCCAGAGGGACCGUCAAGCGCACAGGCAUUGAGACGGGAUACGACCCUCUGUCCCUGCUGGCAGCACAGUCACAGACGGAACAGGAAAAUGACGAUCAGUACCCAGAGGGGGACGAGGCCAGCACGCCAAGCGCCCGCAGGCACUUGGCCAGGGAGAUCGAGCUCUACAUGAACCACAUGGGCAGCCCGCUGAGAAGCCGUACUCCCAGUCUGGACUUGCAAGACCCGGCCAGCCCCCUCCUCCUCCACCCUUCCUCACUCUCUGCUCCCCGCAGAGCCAGUCUGCCCCACAGCUCCCCCCUCAGGCCUGCUGGAGUGCCGCGCUCCUGCACCUUCCACCCACCCUCGCCUUCCCAAACCAUCUCACGCCAACGCCUAUGGUCGUCGCCUCCCUGUCGUAGUUCUAGCACCACCCCCAGCCCCAGCCCCAGACCCAGCCCAUACAGGGACAGGACGGACAGGAUGGGCCAGGCGUCACCUUCACCUUCGUCCUCCUCUUUCGCUCUGGACACUCUGCUCACACCAACGCUUGAUGUAUUCAAGACCAGUGUGUUCUCUGCUGGGAAGGGUGUGGCAGAGAAGGCCAGCCGCUGGUAUUCCCGUCUGGCCACGUACACCACACCUACCAAGGACGGUCACAGCGACCGCCUCAGCGUGUCCUCCCUCGGUGGAGAUCCAGACGGCUCCUCUCUGCUGGAUGAGGAGGACUGUGGGGAGUUGGAGAGCUCCGUGGUUUCUCCACAGAGGAACGGCCCCAUGGGGCCCCGCAGAAGCCCCAGACGCAGCCCCCUCCGCAGCAGACUGGACAGCCCCACUGCAGGCUCCAGCCUCGGGAGACCCACAUCUCUGCAGCCAGGAUGCGUCCUCUCGCCUCCUGGCUUCCCUCUGCCAGACAAGUCGGACCUCGGCUCUUCGCGCUACACCAGCAACACCAGCAUCUUCAACAACUACGCCAUGGAGCUGCUGAUCUCCAGCUGUUCUCGCUGUAAGACGUGUGACUGCCUGGUGUAUGACGAGGAGAUCAUGGCCGGCUGGACAGCAGACGACUCCAACCUGAACACCACUUGCCCCUUUUGCGGAAACCCCUUCCUGCCCUUCCUCAACGUGGAGAUCAGGGACAUGCGAGGGCCCGGCAGGCUUUUCCUGAAGGGAAGCCCAUCGGUGGAUGAGGCAAUGACCUCAUCAUACUCGGCCUCCACAGGUUUCGACACAGGGACGUCCACCUUGUCCACUCCCUGUCCUACAACAGCUGUCUUCCCUCCCUCCCCUGUGAUUGCUGUCCAGGAGUGCUUGGGCAGUGGAAGGACUCGAUCAACCAGGGUUCAAGGUAUCAAUAUCCCCUCAGACCGCCGGAAGGGGGCGUCCUCCCCCGGAGCUCCCAUGGCCCGCAGUGUCAGUGCCUUCGGUCCUCUGGACGAAGGAUCUCGACUCAACCGCUGUGUGCCGACAUCGGGUAGCCUUCCCAGCCGCCUCAAUGAAGCCACGGACCCGCUGAGUAUGGAGUGGCGGCUGCACAACCCCGAGCCGGUGACGGUUCCCUACCUGAGCCCGCUGGUGCUGUGGAAGGAGCUGGAGAGUCUGCUGGAGAACGAGGGCGACGCGGUGAUCACGGAGGCCGACAUGGUGGACCAUCAUCCCAUCAUCUACUGGAACCUGGUCUGGUACUUCAGACGGCUGGACCUGCCCAGCAACCUGCCCGGUCUCAUCCUCACCUCUGAGCACUGCAACAGAGACUCCCAGGUCCCUCGUCACUGGAUGUCGGAGGACAGUAAACACGUGCUGAUCCAGAUCCUGUGGGACAACCUGAAGCUGCACCAGGACCCCAUCCAACCUCUCUACAUCCUCUGGAACACAUACAGGCUUAAUUGUACUCUGUUGUUAGAGAACGUCGGUUACCCUCUGUCCCGGCCGGUCUCGGAGGAGGAGAAGCCGUUCAGCGAGGACUUACUGCAGAGCGUGGUGAAGAGCAUCCAGAGGAACGACGUCAGCCGGCCGAUGGCUCAGCUGCUGCAGCUGCUGGGCCAGACGCUCGGGGUCAAGAGGCAAAGGAGUUUGUACAGGGACAUCCUCUUCCUCUCCCUGGUGGCUCUGGGAAAAGAUAACAUUGACAUUGACGCCUUCGAUCGCGAGUACAAGCUGGCGUACGACCGCCUCGUGCCGAGCCUGGUGAAGCUGACCCAUAACUGUGACCGUCCUCCCAGCACGGGGGUGAUGGAGUGCCGCAGGACGUUUGGAGAGCCUUACCUGUAAAACACUCACCUUCACACACCUGGAGUAACUCUUCAUCACACACGUCAUAUUGCUUUAAGACGAGCUCAGGAAACCUGUUGGAAGACUGUGAAUGUGCACUACAGUAACGUUUGGAGGUGAAAAAAAAGAAGAAAAAAAAAAGUUGACGGCGGUCAGCGAUAUUGUAGCCCAAAACAACAACAACAACAAAGUUUUACAGACUUUAUCUCAGCUAAGUGAAGAUGGAAACACACUCACAUCACUCAUAAACACAACUUCAUCCAGUGUUGUUGAGUGACGCUCACCUGGUUUCUCUGGAAACCCUGUGAACAAUUAUACAAAUAUUCUGUAAACACACCGCAAGUAGAGGAUUUUUUUUAAAAUGCAACAUUUAUUUUGUAUAGUCAUACAGCAUAUGAAGACUAAUACUAGCAAUAUUUUAACUUGAACUCUAUUUAUACAAAGUAAGCUUUAUUUAUUGUAGUGUCUUGUCCCGUGUUCGCUGUUGUCUCGCAGUUUAAACCAGUGCGUCCUGAACACUCGUUGCUCGUUUCCAGCAGACUGGAAGAGAUGUUGCAGUACGGAUUUAGUGUCUGUUGUAAGUGAUGACUAAGUGUUUCUGUGCUGUAUGAGUUGGGGCAUCCAAAAAAAAAAAAAAACAUAUUUAAAUUAGAGCUGCAAGGAUCAGUCGAUACUUGUUAUUCAACUGGCUCCAGCUUCUCAAAUGUGAGGAUUUGCUGUUUUCUGUCAGUAUGAUUGAAUAAUUAAAUAUAUUCAGAUUUUGGACUUGUUUUGUCUGACAAAAAACAAGUAGAUUUUCUCAUUAACAUUUCACAGAUGAAACAUUUAAAACAGAACCAGUGUGAAGGAUUUAGUCCAGUAAUCCAGUGGCGAAGUUGCAGAUUGCAGCUAACUGAACACCCCUCGUGUCUGUGUUUGACCACCUGGGAAUGAGAUAAACUGUGAAAUGUGUAGGAGAAAACGUGAAAGGCUUCCUUUCUACAGCCUAAUCACCUGAAUAUGAGAGUUGCUGUGUUUUUUUGUUAACUUAGAAUGAGACGUUUAUUUCUACAUCAUGUUUUUACAGUAGCCCAGAACGGACAAACCAAACACUAAUAAAAACACAUCUAUGAAUAUCAUAUUUCAUUUCUGUCAAUAGAUCCUCUUAAAUGUUCCACACUGGACCUUUUCAUUAAUCAAUAAGGAAAAUAAUGUUCAAUUGCAGCCCUAAUUUAAAUGUUUAAAAACCACUGUUUAAGCUGCCUUUAAUGUUAGUCCACUAUCUGAACAUAAGUGUCCGCUGUGCUGCCACAACCAGUUACAAUAGCGCUUUACAUUUCAUUUUAAGUUAGUUUACCAAACAUUUUUUUGCUAUUUAAAUAUUUCAUCCAUCAUAUGUUUAAGUUCUCUGCACCAGUUCAUUAAUGAAGCAAACGUCAGUGUUACUGUUGAUCGUCGACUGCUGGGAUGAAGGGAGGCCGGCUGACAAACACACACACUUGUGAUUAUAAAUAUGUAGUUUACGUGGAUUUCUUUGGUUUUAUGAGUUGAAAGAUGAACUUAAGGUCGGGAGAAAACUCACUUCAAUACGAGCGGUUUGUCCUAAAUAUACAAAAGCUGUUCUGAAAUAAAUACAAAAUAAGAUUCCAGUACUUUUCUGAUAAAUACUGUCAGGUAAUGUAACACGUUUUGGCAGCCAUGUUGGUUUAAUUCACAAAAACUGUAAAAGGAAAAUGUAUGUUUGUAGUUUUUACCAUAAUUUAUGUCAGUAUAUCAUUGUACUCACCAAAAAGAAAUAGCUGACACCGCUACGAUGAAGUCCGACGGGUCAGACGAUGAAUGUGUUUAUCCAGAUUAUCUAAAAUAAAACCUUUAUUUGGAGGUAAAUCAUGAUUUAUUGGUAAUAAUCAUCCAUCACAGAGGAAAACUGUAGGAAAAUGAAAGCUUUACCCAGGCUGUCACUAAUUAUUCAGAUAAACAUGUAAAUGUCUGUUUUUGCUUUUGUUUUAACAUCUGUGGUACAAAGAGUUAAAUCUGCCUCUGUGACUGUAAUGAAUGACUUCAAUCUCAGAUCAAAUGAAGGGUACAAACUCUUAAUUAUUUUUAGGUGGCUUCUGUAAUUUCUCUGAGGGGCAUUACUGAGAUUUUAUGAUUGUUGUUGUGUUGUUUUUACUAUCAGAUAUUGGUGGAUACACAUUUGGAUGUUCUGUAAAAAGCCCAGAGGGCAGCAGAGGAGGAGAAAAUGCUUUAAAUCUCCUCCGAGGUAACAUCCGGUGUAUGAAAGUCAUACACCGGUUUUAUCUCUGCCAUUUAAAUUAAAACCAAAAAGGGAUUUCAGUGCCCACGGGAAAUACUAAUGAUGCAGUAACAGACGGAGGAUUGUGUAUUUUAUAGUUUACUGUUUCAGCACUUUUCAACAAGUUAGAUCAACUACAGAACGUCUCCUGUAGAGUUACCUCCAGUUAUUCUACAUUUAAAUGCACCAUGAAUGCAGAAAAGUGAAAUUAGAAUCAAAUCAGUGUUCACAAGCAGUUUCUUGUCUGUAAAACAAUGAAAAAGAUUAUGGAGUCGCUGAAAAGUAGAAGAGAAUUCAUAUUCUGUAUUAAAAUGUUAAAAUAGGGGAUGGACAUCUGUUCUGAAGUCAUAUAUAAACAUAUUUCAAAUGCACUAGUGUUUGUAAAAGUACAGAAAGUAAAUCAGAACUUUAACUUUUUGUAAAUGUUCAUAUUUACAUGUACAAAAUCUGUCUAUUUCUGCAUUUUUAAAGCUAAAGUUCUGAUUUUAUUUACAUAUAUUUGUCACAGGGUUAUUCAACGUUGAGACGACCGUAUGAGAUUCUGACCAAAUAGAUUCUGGAUCCAACUGGAUAUGAACUGUAAUUACUCAUUGUUUUCGUUUGUGUGUGUUAAAUCGGCCAACACCAUGGUUGAAGGAGGACCCUAAACUCAUGAAGGUCUCAUGAACGUCAACCAUGGGUGCGAUUCGUGGUCAGUAAGUUGCACUUUGCUCCUAAAAAAUUAUAAUCGAGCCGGCGAAGAAGAGGACGCAUCGACUACGACGUCAGCGGCUGGAGGAAGCUGCCAUUCAUCUGUGGAUUUCUGUUGUGUUAAAAAGUUGUACAAAUGAAUGAUUUUGCAGAAUCUGGGGGCCAUGUACAUUUUAACUCGCCCUUUGUAGAAAUCACAUUUUAUAACAGUUUAUUCACACGUGUGCAAAAAGGUCCUUUUUAGAUGUGGUGAAGGUUCUGUACAGCGACCAGAUCUACAGGGCUGUUUAACUGUAAAUAAAAAUCACUUACACUCUC
Dicentrarchus labrax (European seabass) is the source of this 9803-nucleotide messenger RNA. Its product is annotated as C-myc promoter-binding protein. Lineage: Eukaryota; Metazoa; Chordata; Actinopteri; Moronidae. Gene Ontology annotation, molecular function: protein binding. Gene Ontology annotation, biological process: regulation of Rab protein signal transduction. The record is from RefSeq and is a predicted model, not a curated record. The transcript is spliced from 35 exons. The coding region runs from base 386 to 6520 and encodes 2044 amino acids. Gene Ontology annotation, cellular component: cytoplasmic vesicle; ESCRT I complex.